UGGCAUACUACAUGGUAUACUACAUGGCAUACUACAUGGCAUACUACAUGGCAUACUACAUGGUAUACUACAUGGUAUACUAUAUAUAAGUUAGUGUUCUUUGAUCGAUUUCACUUAUCGCAAUAUUACGAUUUUGCAGUAAGUGUUGCUUACAAAUAUUGGGUCGUCAUUAGUAGAUUCAUGGUUAUAUACUGUACGACUUGAUGAUAAUAUAGUACAAAUAAUGGCAUUCAAUCCAUAAAAUUAUUAAGCCAACAAUUAGUUGUUGCUGAGAGAUAAAUGGCCUUAUUAUUGGCAUAGAUUCAAUUGUAGAUAAAAUGUAUGAAAUUAUAAGUUAAUAGAAUGAUAGAGCAUAAUUAAAUGUAAACUUGUUUGUAAUGGUCGAUCGUGUUGCUGUUCAAAAGGGAUCGUGUUGCUGUUCAAAGGCCAGAGGGGAUUGUUGGUAGAGCUCGAGGAAGAAAAGUAUAUAUAAUCAACAAUAUAAUUUAAUACCAAAUUUACGAAUAAAAACGAUCAGUUCUGUUCAUAGCAUUUUAUUAUCAAUAUUUCAGUCCUGUUUGUUGCUAGGCGACAUACACCUGUAGAGUGGUAUGUUGUUACCUGCUGCUAAAACAACUCUGAUUGGUUGCGCUAUCUCAUUAUUAUUCUCAUCGCUACCAUCGCGUCGAGACUUUACCAGAAGCGUCUUGCAAAAUCUUUACUGCACCCAAAAAUGGUUUACGAAAAAGGUAGUCUGCGCAGUAAUAUCAGAGUAAUGAAGACACGAUACUUUUAGUCGCGUUCUAAACGACCUCUUGUUUAAACUGCUUGUUCAUUGCAUGUGAAUUUUAGCGAGAACUGAGCAGUCGAGAGAAAAGCAAUUAACUGAACUUGGCGUCUAAUAUGCUGUUGCGAUAAAUUAAUUCGCUAUCCUGCUUGGAGAUAAACUGUUCCAUCAAACGUUGAUACAAUGAAUUCGAACCCGUUGAAUAGAUGAUGAUCUAACCCUAACCUAGCAGCGACUCGUGUCUUCAGUUCUCGCGAUGUUGAACACCAAUUGAUAGCUAUUUAUCGUGCCGUAUACAAUGGGUUCUUGCUGUAGUGCAAAACAGGCGGGCAGUUUCGAACCUGAUGGUGAAGAUAGAAUGCAAGACGUUGAUGUUGACUGGCCAGCAGUGGAUGUGAGAGAUACUGUGAACACACCUUAUCUUCUUCCUGACGUACGAACAAAUAAUGGUAAAGUAACUCUCGAUUUGACCUCAUGCAAGUUACGAGAUUUUCCUUUAGAAAUCCUGGAAAUCCCACAACUACAAACCUUAAUUCUCAACUCAAACAAUAUCACUAACUUUCCGUACAAGAUCUUUACCUUACGGAACUUAACAGAGCUGUAUUUAAGGAAUAAUGACCUUGAUUUCUUGCCUGCACAAAUCUGCACGCUAGUCCAACUGAAAGUUUUGGAUGUGAGCUGCAACAAAAUUCGAUCUUUGCCUUAUAGCUCGAGUCAUUUGUACAACCUACGUUCACUUAGCCUAAAAUACAACAGCUUAAAUAAUCUGCCCAACAGUUUGUACUACCUUAUUAAAUUAGAAUAUCUUAAUCUGGAGGGUAAUAAUCUACAUGCUAUACCAGAAGUCAUCAUGAAGCUCAAGAACAUAGAAAUAUUGAUUCUAAGUGAUAAUUCUAUUGAUAGCCUACCAGUUGGCUUGAACCAGUUGAAUACUCUUAAAAAACUAUACUUGGAUGACAACCAGUUGAAAGAAAUACCCAAAUCUCUGCAACCCUACCUACUGGACUUAGAAACCUUGGAUCUGAGUAAUAACUCAGCUGAGAUAUCGCUAGAAAACAAGAUUACUACAUAUAGAGAAAAAGAAAAAAAGACCAAAGUACAGCCUAGUAAAGGCGAGAAAAUCAACGGGAAUCCAUCCAAUAUCAUUGCAAUAGAUAAAACUGCAGUCUUUUCAGAUAUAAAUCUGGAUGAAAGCGACAGAGAAGACAAUAGAGAAAUGUUCAAAGGAGAGAGGAGUUACGAGUAUUUGAAAUCAUUUGAUGCUGAACCAGAUGCAAUAGAACGCAUGCGUAGAGGAGCCAGCACUGCAAAGUUGAGGACACAAGAGGCUCUAAGACCUUCUCCAAAGUGGGGAAUACUUGUGCGAGAGCUACGAAAGGCGGGCUUCUUACCAAAAGUGAACGUAAAAGUUCCAAAACUGCGCAAAGAAAAGAAAAAGACCAAAUCGAGAAAAAAUCCAUCACAAAUAACUUGGCGAGGAUGGAGAGUAGACGUACCUAGAAGACCCGUAAUAACAAAUGUUGAUGAGAAUAAAGAUGAUAAGGCAGGAGAACUGGAUAGAUACGGUCAUCCCACAGCAAUCACCAGGCUCUUUCCUCCAGUAGAGGUGCUAGAAGGUGUUAUAACACUGGAUAUGACUUUACACAAACUACAACAUUUCCCAGUCAAACUAUGCCAGCUAAGAAACCUGGAUAUCCUCAUGUUGGACUAUAACAAGAUUCACGACGUACCACAGGCAAUACGAAACCUAAGUAGGUUAAAGGCUUUACAUCUUACUAGUAAUGAACUGGAAACUCUGCCUGAGAACCUGAGAUACCUGAAUGAACACCUCAARAUCUUGUACCUGAAAGACAACAAACUCAAAGUGCUGCCUGACUGGAUCAUUAGUUUUCUCUCACUUCGAUUUCUAUCGUUAGAGAACAAUAAGUUGAUUUGUUUUCCAGGUGAAUUAUGUUCUUUGCUUUCCCUGGAAUCUCUCGUCCUCACUGGAAAUCGACUUGUUGAACUUCCACAAGAAAUAAGAAGACUUCGAAAGCUUAAAGAACUGUAUCUGGGAAGAAACAGAUUAACGCACCUUCCUUACAGCAUCACGGAGCUAAAAUCUCUUAAGGUAAUGAGUCUAGAAGAAAAUGGAUUGGAGUCGAUACCAUAUUCAGUAUUCGGUGUCCAGAGUCUAUCUACAUUACAUUUGCAAGGGAACAGCAUUCAUUCCAUUCCUACAGAUAUCAGUGCAUUAAAAAACCUACUGGAAUUGAACAUCAGUAAGAACGACAUUACAGAAUUACCCUAUGGAUUUCGUCAGCUGGAAAAUCUGCAAGUUCUGUCUUUACGAGCCAACAAGAUCGAGAACUUCCCAGAAGAUCUUUGCAAGCUACCAAACCUACGGACGCUAGAUAUCAGUCUCAAUAGAAUAUCAUUCCUUCCUGAUUACGUUCGUUACAGUGUCAGUGAAAUGGAAGAAAUACUGGAGCUGGACCUUUCCUUCAACCGUCUAACCUCACUCCCCAAAUCUAUAGGAAAACUGUUCAAGCUACAGACUUUCCAUAUUGAAGGAAAUCCCUUAGCUGGACUUCCAGACACGUUAGUACAACUUGUCAACCUUCAAAAACUAUACUUAGACAAAGUUAUAAAGAUACCAAUUGGAAUUUACAAAUUAAAACAUCUGGAAAUUCAUUAGUAUAGCGGUCUUGUUCCUGUGAAUGAAGAAUGUUACAGUGCCCGGCGUUACCUUGGCAACCAAGGUCUGCAGCAUAAAUAACUAAACUAAAACUUCUAGACAGAAUCUAGUAUGGGGAAUUAAAACCCGCUGGAUUAGAUUUGUUGACUAACUUCAUUACUUGGUUUCUAUGAUCGUCCAGUUUAAUUAUAGAUGAGGACCAUUCUGGCACUUUCCUAUCAUUAGUAACCGCCAGCCUUAUCAAGUAGCUAGAUAAGUGAGAACGCUAUGAAUAACACCCUUCACAUACUGAGGGUUCAACUUUGCUUCAGUCGAAAUUAGGGCCAGGAUUCGUUAAUCCAUUGUAAUGAUUGACUUUUACUGACUAUGAAAUAUGUGUUUCGUUUUGAUGAUAUUCAGGGCCUUCAAUAUGUUUCUAGCAAGGUCUUAAGCUUUUAACACUUGUUUUUGUUAGGAGAUAACCAUAAAUGGAAAAUUAUCGAUGCCUCGUGUAAAAUAUUAAUAAGCCAUUUUUAGUAAAGAAACUUCAGAAAAUAUAUGUAUAUAUUGUUUAUUUUUUUCUUCAAAGAUAGCGCAAGAAAUGAAUCAUCGUUAUUUUUGUUUCAUUUUUUCAUGGCUGAUCGGCCAAGCAGGCGUUGUGUUGCGUAGUGUCUGUGUGGUUGAGCGAUAGAGAGUGUCCUAUGAUGUCAAAACGGAUGAUAACAGUAUGAAUAAACAUAUCGAUUUAAUCAG
Messenger RNA from Actinia tenebrosa (Australian red waratah sea anemone), 4175 nucleotides. RefSeq lists its product as uncharacterized. Gene Ontology annotation, cellular component: cytoplasm. Lineage: Eukaryota; Metazoa; Cnidaria; Anthozoa; Actiniaria; Actiniidae. The record is from RefSeq and is a predicted model, not a curated record. Gene Ontology annotation, molecular function: protein binding.